UUAGUCAUUCGUCGUCGGCCGACCGAGCGAGCAGCGCAUCACCCGAGCCUGUUUUUGUGCAACUGUGAAUAUGUGAAGCUCGAAAUGCGUCUAGCGUUUGUGACAUUACUAGGUUUGUUUGGAGUGUGCGUGACAUACGACAUGAUUGUUGGGGAUACUGUGCACCGCAAGAUGGUGUUCCACCAAAGGGUGAAGGAGUUUGCGAUACCGUUCAAGAAGAGGAUUCGGACUUUAUCGUAUACGGAUCCUGAGAAAAGGAUAAUCAAAGGUAUCGCAGCUAUAGACAACGAUUUCUCACAUGCCAGCGCCAAUAUUACGGAAGGCGGAGUAGGGAAGAACUUCGUCACAGUGAGAAUGAAGAGUCAAAGGCACCAUCCACUCAACUUCGAAGUUGAAAUAUAUGUGUAGGGAGUGGGUAACUUUUGUACGGAAAGACUAAAUUGCAUCCGAUGGAUUAGACAAACAAAAUGGUCUGCUGUUGGUGAAGGAUUCUUCUGUUAUUAAGUAUGUUAUCGGCUGAGCUGGGACAUUAAAAUAAAAUAAAGAUUUUGCUUCAGUAAAAAAAUAUGACUACCUACUCUAGUCUUUGCAUUAUUAUCUAGGUGUCGAAAACAUUUGAUAGGUUUCCAAAAAGGGCACAAUAGCCAAGUAAGCUGCCAAGUAAGCUGCCAAGUUAUUGCAGUGACAAUGAAUUGUUUUAAAACCUUGACGUACUAACGCUCGGUCGUAUGCUCGUAUGGGUUGAGGCCAUCAAAUUAAUAUAAAUGAAGUACUGCAUGAUAUUAACUGUUCUUGUAAAUAAUUCACAAUAUUAUUUAAUGUAGGUAAUUAUCUAACGUUGUAAUUGGAUUGUCCGUGAUUGCGUAAUUCAUUUUCAUAAUUGUAAAUAGAAAUGUUUAAUUAAGUUUCAAGCUAAAUAUAUGUGAUGUGUCAUAUAUAACAUUUUCUUAAAACACCUAAUUUAUCUAUUAUACAAUAAUUUUGAAGUCAUUAAUUUGCUUGUAACUAAUAAAUCAAUACGUAUUUUAAUGGCAGGUAAUUCCUUGUCCUAACCUAAGGUCAAUAGUCUGUAUUACACAGAUUUACUUUAGGUACAAACUACAUAGACGAAUAACGUUAAUUAAAUAACAAAUUUACUCGGACUAAUAUCAACAAACCAUUUGACUUUAGUUAGGACAUUACAUACUAUAAAGUCUAUAAUAAUAUAUAUAUAUAUAUAUAUGUACAUAUGCCUUCAUUUAAUUAUAGAGGUUACGGAUACAAUUAUUGUGUUCUACAGGUUCUACUAUAAAAACAAAAUUGACUUUCUGAAUUCCGUUUAAAGAUAUUCUAUAAGUUCAUUCCUGUUGGUAUCAAAGGACCGGGACGGGCCACAAUUAUUAAGGUUUAGCAUUUAAGUAUUCAUGACUCAAUUAAGAAGGUUUUGCUGUACUUUAAAGUCUAGAAACAAUAUAUAAAUACAUGUUAUAACGUCAUACCGACUAUUCUGUUAUCAGUAUCACAUAGGUAAGUAUCCAUGUAAACGUAAAACUCAAUGCGAAUGACGUAAGCUAAUCCAAAUAUGGUUUUAAAUAUACGGAUCUAUUAUUACAUAUUUAUGAUAUGAAUCUCUUAUUGUUAAGGUUAUGUUAGGUCGUUCAAUAUUACAAUAAGGCAUUGUACUCGGAAGUGAAUAAACAUUUAUUAUGAUA
Molecule: messenger RNA, 1691 nt
Organism: Cydia strobilella
Lineage: Eukaryota; Metazoa; Arthropoda; Insecta; Lepidoptera; Tortricidae
Exons: 2
Coding region: 85-408 (107 amino acids)
Source: RefSeq, a predicted model, not a curated record